Messenger RNA from Spea bombifrons (plains spadefoot toad), 1325 nucleotides. RefSeq names its product acetyl-CoA acyltransferase 2 (gene ACAA2). Gene Ontology annotation, biological process: fatty acid beta-oxidation. Gene Ontology annotation, molecular function: acetyl-CoA C-acetyltransferase activity. The record is from RefSeq and is a predicted model, not a curated record. Bases 103 to 1296 code for a protein of 397 amino acids. The transcript has 10 exons. Lineage: Eukaryota; Metazoa; Chordata; Amphibia; Anura; Pelobatidae.
GUGACUCUCCGGGCCUGGUAUUUAUUAGUGUGAAGGAGAGGAGGCGGACAGCGGUGACCUUAUCCCCCCGUGUGUGAGACAGCUGCCCCCCGCGACCCGACCAUGGCCCUGCUCAGAGGAAUUUUUAUUGUUUCUGCUAAAAGAACCCCGUUUGGAACCUACGGGGGUCUGCUGAAGGACCACAGCGCCACAGACUUGGGUGAAAUCGCUGCCAAAGCCGCGCUGGCUGCCGGUAACGUGGCUCCUGAUUUAGUGGACAGUGUCAUAUUUGGAAAUGUUGCGCAGACCUCGUCGGAUGCCAUUUAUCUGGCCAGACACGUCGGGCUUCGCGUCGGAGUUCCCAUUCCCGUCCCGGCUCUCACCGUCAACCGGCUCUGCGGAUCCGGCUUCCAGUCCAUCGUGAAUGGCUGUCAGGAGAUCGGCCUCCGUGAAUCCGAGGUGGUCAUGUGCGGUGGGGCAGAGAACAUGAGCCAGUCUCCGUACGCCGUGCGAAAUAUCCGCUUCGGAACCAAACUCGGAAUGGACCUCAAGAUGGAAGACACGCUAUGGGCCGGGCUCACGGACUCUCACAUUAAAACGCCAAUGGCCAUCACAGCCGAAAACCUGGGCGAAAAAUAUAAUAUCCGCAGAGAAGAUUGCGACAAGUACGCCUUCCAGUCCCAGCAGAGAUGGAAAGCCGCUCAGGACUCAGGAUACUUUGGGACAGAAAUUGCCCCUAUUGAGCUGAAGUCGAAGAAAGGAACCAUCAAGAUGGACAAAGAUGAGCACCCCAGGCCACAGACCACCUUGGAGCAGAUGGCUAAACUCCCACCUGUGUUCAAGAAGGAGGGUUUGGUCACUGCAGGAAAUGCUUCGGGAAUAUGCGAUGGAGCCGGCGUGGUGAUCAUAGCCAGUGAAGAUGCCACAACCAAGCACAAGCUCACCCCGCUGGCCAGGAUCGUCGCCUACCACGUAUCCGGCUGUGACCCCAAGAUUAUGGGAUUUGGCCCAGUUCCUGCCAUUUCUGAAGCUUUGAAAAAAGCCGGGCUGUCUCUGAAAGACAUGGAUCUGGUAGAGGUAAACGAGGCUUUUGCUCCCCAGUAUCUGGCGGUAGAGAAAGCUUUAGAUCUCGACCCAGCGAAGACGAAUGUGAAUGGAGGAGCCAUUGCCCUGGGGCAUCCCCUGGCUGCGUCUGGAUCGAGAAUAAUAUCUCACCUUACCCAUGAGCUCCGACGCCGUGGCGGUAAAUACGCGGUGGGUUCAGCCUGCAUAGGUGGAGGGCAAGGCAUCGCGAUCAUCAUUGAGAACGUAGCCUAACGCCCUAGGAAACAACUGAACGAGGAAAA